Aspergillus pseudonomiae is the source of this 1475-nucleotide messenger RNA. It is a transcript of the gene pex10, whose product is annotated as ubiquitin-protein ligase peroxin 10. Gene Ontology annotation, biological process: protein import into peroxisome matrix. Gene Ontology annotation, cellular component: peroxisomal membrane. The record is from RefSeq and is a predicted model, not a curated record. NCBI's taxonomy places the organism in Eukaryota, Fungi, Ascomycota, Eurotiomycetes, Eurotiales, Aspergillaceae. Bases 88 to 1200 code for a protein of 370 amino acids. Gene Ontology annotation, molecular function: zinc ion binding. The transcript has a single exon.
AUAAGACGGUAGAGCGAGCUUUCUUCGUCAACCUGGCUUUGUACUAACACUUCAUACUACUUCAAUUGCACUAUACAUACAUUAACAAUGGCGGACGAAGAUUUCUCUCUGUCUCCUGCCUCGGCGCCCAGUCCCUCGGCGCAUUUCUACCCAUUCGCGACGUCUCCGGAUAUCAUUCGAUCCCAUGAAAAAGACUUAUUUCUUACCUCAAAUCUUGUACAGCAAGCUCAGAAUAUCAUCCGCUCACUCCGCGGAGCCCGAUUUGCUCAUACCUACUCCGAAACCAUCAAGAACCUGACCGAGAUCCUAUACUUUUCCCUGACUACCCUGAUCGGCAACCGCACGCUGGGGGAGGAAUACUGUGAUCUUGUCCAAUUGGAAGAUGACACACUCCAGCUUCCUUCCUUUAUCAGGCGGGCGGGAUAUAUUGUAAGCAGUAUCAUUGUGCCCUGGAUCCUUCAGCGGAUCCUACCAGCUUUCCGCCAGCGACUACGGGUGAAGCUUGAGCGGAGCAUCGCGCGGCAACAGCUUAAGGCUCAACAAGCCAGGGAGGGGACAAAGCCUAGCAGAAAAGAUACAUCAAAGGCACCAUCCUUUUUCACGAAGUUACGAAUUCAAAAAUAUAUUCUGGAACACCUUGAUUCCAUCACGUCAUUGAGUCCUGUCUACGCUGUGAGCAUCGCGACGUUUUACUUCACCGGCGCGUACUACCAUCUGUCGAAACGCCUUUGGGGCCUGCGAUAUGUAUUUACAAAGAAGCUUGAGGAGAACGAGCAGCGGGUUGGGUACGAAGUGCUAGGAGUGUUGCUUGUCUUGCAAAUCGCAGUACAAAGCGUGCUGCAUGUCAAGAAAGUGGGGCUCAGUUUGCAGCAAGAAGAUCUUGAGACAGAGGCGACCCAUUCUACGGGCCAGGAUGAUACCUUGAUCCACUCUAUUGAGAACCCGCCAACGCUACCGCUUCUUCCUGCCUCUGAUGCCCGGUACGAUCUCUCAGAGGACUCCACUGCAAUCCCUUGGAUUCCCUCAGGGCAGCAAAGCAGGUGCACGCUUUGUUUAGAUCCCUUCAAAGACCCUAGUGUCACCACAUGCGGGCACGUAUUUUGCUGGACAUGUGUGCGAGAUUGGGUACGCGAGAAGCCCGAAUGUCCUCUGUGCCGACAAGAUGUCUUGCUAUCUAAAGUUCUGCCUCUGAGAGGUUAGUUCCAGCCAUUUUCUCUGUAUAUAAUAUAGGGUAUGGUCGCAUAUAUCAGCGUUUGAUAUCUGGUCCACAUAUAGUCCUGCUCAUCGUCCAGUUACUUUUUUUAUGUUGUCGUUUCCGGUCUUUAGAGGAAUAUAUACCCCCUUUCUCAAGUGACCUGUAAUUAAGUGCAUGCGAAGACCCACAAUGGUUCAUUUAUUUCAGGUAUAUUGAUUCCACAAUUCUUGGCAUGGCUUUUGUAGACUUGGCAUAACAACCCCUGUCAUUAUAUGAAUUG